UAAAGGAGCCAUAUUGAUGGGUGACCCCGAGAGUGGUACCGGGCGAGAGGCGAGUCCAGAGCAGAGGUAGCGCGCGCGGCCCGCGAACACAGCAUCCAACCCCUGCCAGUCCCCCAUGGCCCCGUGGAGCCGAGAGGCGGUGCUGAGUCUCUACAGGGCUCUGCUGCGCCAGGGCCGAGAGCUCCGCUACACUGACCGAGACUUCUACUUUGCUUCCAUCCGCCGUGAAUUCCGGAAAAAUCAGCAACUCGAGGACCCUGUGGCCCGGGAGAAGCAGCUAGAGAAGGGCCUAUUCUUCCUCCACCGCAAGUUAGGGGGGCUCAUUUAG
Molecule: messenger RNA, 328 nt
Organism: Perognathus longimembris pacificus (Pacific pocket mouse)
Lineage: Eukaryota; Metazoa; Chordata; Mammalia; Rodentia; Heteromyidae
Product: MIEF1 upstream open reading frame protein
Exons: 2
Coding region: 116-328 (70 amino acids)
Source: RefSeq, a predicted model, not a curated record